Chenopodium quinoa (quinoa) is the source of this 1081-nucleotide messenger RNA. RefSeq lists its product as uncharacterized. The transcript has 4 exons. Bases 1 to 1062 code for a protein of 353 amino acids. The record is from RefSeq and is a predicted model, not a curated record. Lineage: Eukaryota; Viridiplantae; Streptophyta; Magnoliopsida; Caryophyllales; Amaranthaceae.
AUGAGACCGGGAUUUUUCUUUUCACUAGGAGAAAUUUCAGGGAUCUUUCAUUCAAUAAACUAUCUGGCAGCUUGCCUCAGAGUUCUGAAUCUCUUUCAAGCCUUUCUACGCUGUUGGAGUACGAAAGGCUACAAAGCUUGUCCUUCUUGCACUCAUUCUGCUCAUUCAGAUAGAUUUGGUGGCAAAGUUAUCUACACUGGGUAUCGAAAAUGGUUGCCUAUUGAUCACCCAUAUUGUUCACAAGCUAAUUUGUUUGAUGGGAAAGAAGAAUAUGGUAUUGCUUCGAUUCGUACCAGCGGGACCGAAGUUUUGAAGCAACAAGAAGGGGUAAAGUAUGUAUAUAGGAAGACAAAAAAAGUUCUUAAAAAAAGAGGGAAAAAAGCUACCAAUGAACUUGAUGAUGAUUGCGAUCCCAAUGGUGAUCUUAUUCUUUGGAAAAAGAAAAGUACAUUUUUUGAAUUAGAGUAUUGGGAGCAUAAUCCUCUUAGACAUAAUUUAGUUGUUAUGCACAUUGAAAAAAAUGUGUCUGAUAUUUUAUUAGGAACUCUUUUAGAUAUGGAUAAUAGUAGGGAUGAUGAGAGUAGCAGAGAAGCCCUAAAGAAUUUGAAUAUAAAACCUCAUCUAUGUCAAGGUUACAUCCCGCCGGCUGCAUACACCAUGUCUAACGAGGAGAAAGAACGAUUUUUGAAAGUCUUGAAAAAGAUGAAAGUUCCUGAUGGAUAUGGAUCUAAUUUACAAAGAUGUGUGAAUCUAAAGCAACGGAAACUUAUUAAUAUGAAAAGUCACGACCAUCAUAUUCUCAUGCAAGAUAUCCUCCCGGUUGCUUUAAGGGCGUCGAAUGCCACAAGAGUUAUUGACUUGCUUGAGGAGUUGUCUGACUUUUUUAAAAAGAUAUGUUCAACUGCUAUAGAUACAAGAGAAUUAGAUACCAUUCAAUCAAAGCUCGUGUUGACUCUUUGCAAGUUUGUAAAAAGAAUUUUUACCAACAUUUUUUACAAUCAUGGUUCAUCUACUAAUUCAUUUAGUAGAAUAGGUCAGACUAGGCGGACCGGUUCAUUAUAGAUGGAUGUAUCCUAUUGAA